CCGACAACAACCCGUCAACUAUCAUGAACUGCACUCGAUCUGCCCUCCGUCUCCACCAAUCUCUCGGCCUCCGUGCCCUACCUCUCCGUGGGUCCGUUGUGAGCUUCGCCCGCUUCAACUCUACCUCUUCUCCGUCCUCCCCAUCACCCAAAAUCAUCGAAUACGACUCCCCCCUCCGCAAAGCUGUCACCGGCCUCAAGAUCUUCUCCGUCGGCUCACUAGGUCUGACAGCAGCAAUUACCCCAAUCUUCAUAAUGAUGGAAUCGACAGGGGCGCAGAUGGUCAUGAUUGGGACUGCGUUUACUGUUUCGGCGUUGAAUACUUUGAUGGUGACGUACCUGACAUCGCCGUACGUUAUCCGGGCACGGACUAUUCUUUCCCCUUCAUCAUCCUCCGAGGGGCGCCAAAUUGAAUUCACGACUCUCUCCCUGAUCGGCACAAAAAAGACCGCGACUUUCCCAGCAAAGGUCUUGAUGGAGACAGACGAGUACGACAGCACGGACUCGAGGUUUCUCUCGAAUGUCACAGUACAGAAGGAGCUGAAGGGCGAGUACGAGGGUGUCAAGACGGAUUUCUUCGUGCAUAAGGAUCAGAAGGGAGAGGGUAUCGAUGCUAUUUGGGCGGCGGUGAGGGAGGAAGGGAAGGUAUCGGAGCGUUUGGUGUAGAAGAUUUGGGGUAUGAAGUGUGUUUGGGUGGGGUGAGACCUAUUCGAUGAAGGUUGGGUACCGGCACGUUAACUUAUGAUGGUUGAUGCGAGUGUUCAGGAAAACCCGGUGCGGUGUCGGUGCAUAACGGGGAUCGAAAAUGGAUUGCAAAAGCGCGAUU
Saitoella complicata NRRL Y-17804 is the source of this 825-nucleotide messenger RNA. RefSeq lists its product as uncharacterized. The record is from RefSeq and is a predicted model, not a curated record. The transcript has a single exon. Lineage: Eukaryota; Fungi; Ascomycota; Saitoellomycetes; Saitoellales; Saitoellaceae. The coding region runs from base 24 to 665 and encodes 213 amino acids.